GGAGAAAUGCGCUCCCUGAGCCGCAGGGAUGAUCCAGCCCCACGCCACUACGCUGCCAUGGGUGGAACCAGGACACAAGUGGACACAGGAGCUGGGUCCAACUCAUGGUGCACGUAACGUCACGUUGUGCUGACGUCACCGCGGAGCCACGCUGCACCUCCAGUCCAAACAACUUUUCCAGAGGAUCCACAUCUCACCGCGCGUCCCGAGGAGCCGAGGUCCGACCGAGAGAACCGAGAGAACCGAGACCAGGACUCCUUCGAACCGCUUCACUUCACUUCACUUCACCUCUCUCUCCUCACACUUCAGUACUCUGCUCACCGCUCAGACACUUUACUCGAGCCGGCCGUUCGUCCCUGGGAGUUAAGAUGAGGAAUCCGUGGUUGUUGUUCCUCGUCGCGCUGGCUACUGGGAUUAUCAGUGAAAACAAGCUUUUGGUCUCCUCCCAGUCACCUGCUUCCACGACAGAUGACAUGUACCUAGAGGGCCGAACAUCAGGCGACCUCCCUAUAGAUGACGAAGAUAGAGAAGAUGAUGGCUCAGGAUCAGGAUCUGGAGACUAUGCUUUCAUCGACAUCUUAGAUAAAGAGAAGUUACUUGAGAGGUUCCUCAACUUCUCUAAGAUCCCAGUCUCCAAUGAAACCGUUCCAGUGCAGCCGGAGCCAACAGCAGAUUCUACUCCCAUCCCACCAACCACAGCAACCGACGGCCAUGUUCCCUCAGCCACAAGGAUGACGACACCACUCCCUGAGGAGGAGGAAGAGGAGGGCCUUAUUGUCCCAAUAGUGGACAACGACUACUCCACGGACCAUAUCGCCCCCAGCCACGGGUCUCCCACUGAAACCACCACAACCAAGUUCAGUAUUGACAUAAGUGUCACCAAAGAUGGCGAGGAGGACAACAGUCUGGAUACUAGCUGGGACAUUUUCCAAGAGGGUUCCGACAACAUUUUGAUCAAGGUUGAGGAGGACAAUGAAGUUCGGGCCGAUGGGCGGCGCAGAUCGAAUGUGCAGGCUACCCCUGAAGAGGUGACGUCUGAGAACUUGUGGGAGAGGACAGACGUUUUGUCAGCGGUGAUAGCAUGCGGAGUGGUUGGAUUCCUCUGUGCAGUUUUCCUCCUCCUCCUCCUCGCCUACCGCAUGAAGAAGAAGGAUGAAGGUAGCUAUGACCUUGGAGACACCAAGGUUACCUCAACAGCCUAUCACCAAGCGCCCACCAAGGAGUUUUAUGCCUGAACUGACCAAGAGGGACUUUAAAUGUAAUCUGUCGCCUGCCAAUCGGGGCUGAAAAUGGAUCUAUAAACAGCUGAAGACGAUUCCUCUUGUUGAAGUUGGAAGUCAAGCGCCUCUUCUUUUCUUUCAUCUUUCUUAUCCUCUGCCAUCAUUUCAUUUUUUCUCUCUAAUGUUCUGGGGGGGUUUUGUGAAGAAGAAGUGAUUAGAGAACAAAAAGGGAUACUUCCAUCCCAGGGAAUUACACAUUUAAUUCACAGCCUAAAUUUUAAGGAAAUAAUCUACUUUAAAGUAUCGAUAACACUGUGCCUUUAAACUGACAUCAUUUUUUUAAACUGAAGCACGUGCGGGCUUGACUUGGUUCUGCAUUACAGACAGAUCCAAUGUCUCAUUUAGAGUAACUGGACAGGCCAAACUCAGAGGAACAACAUGAAGCAGUAAAUGUAUAAAUAGCCUUAACAUAUGGGAUUAUUAUAACAAAGAACCUUUAAACGUUGACACCCUUUGCCCUUUGUGUGAGGUGAGGUUUGCUUAGUUUAACAGCUUGCAUUGUUACAUUUCAUUUUCUGUACGCUUUGCUGAAUUGAAGAUUUAUGUCACUAUGAAGAAUGAAUAUGAUUUUUUUUUCCAUAUGCUGCCCAGUAUUGGAGUGAGAGAUUUUGUUACUCUGCAGGUACUUACUGUAUUUUUUGUUGUUGUCUCACAUAUGUUUGCUACCUGUACAACUGGCCAAAUAUAAAUGUUUUUUAUUUGUGUUUUUGGAAAAAUAUUUUUAGUACUUUUUUUUCCGAUGUGUUUGCAUAUUAUGAGAUUAUAUUUCUGUAAGCAAAGAGAUGUCAGUCUUUUCAUUCCACUCAUACUGUGUUAACCUUGAGGAGGUAAAAGCUCCUCAACCUGGAAUCUGUCCGACAAUAGAAAUAUUUUCAGGAGUUUUUUAUAUUUGGUUUAGCAAAUGUGGGACAGCGUUUCUAAGGUAGAGCCAAGGUUAAUCACUAUCAUUCACAAACCGUAGAAGUGACCAGUGUUGUCUGACACGAGCCAAAGCACAUUCCUGUCUUGCUGUCAUCUGUGCACCGUUGCAAUGACGGGUUUGAUUUUAAAGGGACAGCGUCAGCAUCUAUUGUUUUCUACAGUCAGUGUAUUCAAAUAAUCUUCCUGCAUGUCAUAAGCAGAGCACACCAUCGGGAGUUUCCCACUCUGUAAUGGUGACAGUGCCAGUCUGAAUGUAACCGUGUCAGGUUUUAAACAGGUUUCCUAGUUCUAAAUCUUUACCUCAACUAGCCAACCAGAGGCGUGUUAGGUCUUUUAGAGCUUUCAUAAGGACACAGUCAACAGGGCGGUAUUUCCUCUUGUCAGAACAUACUUUUUUACUUGUGUAUACCAUGUAAGAAAGUAUAUUUUAUUGGAAAUAUUUCGGAUUUGCAUCAUGUGUAGGCUGAGGAAUUGUAUCAAGCUCCCUACUGCUUAUAUUGUGUUAAAGAGGAACACUUUUUACACCAGCCUCAAAUUUACAUUGGGGAAAUGUCUCGGAUCUCUGUUGGUGGCCUUACAUUCUUAAGGGAUAGGUGACAUUUUGGAUCACAGGAUGACCGAGUUGUUGAUACAAACAGAAGGGUAGGGGUUAAGUGGUUAAACUAUUAUUUGACCUGGCAUUAACACAAAUUCUUACCAAAACAACAUUGAUUUCAGAGUUUGCCCUGAGUUUGUUGACUUUGAGUUCAAGGUUGAAUAAGGACUGUUAAAUCAAUAUUGGCAUUUCCUUACAGGACUGUAACGGCCAUUUUUGUUCGGUUAUUUUCCGUUGUUAAAGCUCACUGCCCAAAUGUUAAUGUCUUUUAACAGUUUGAUUACCCUUGUGUCCGAUGCCACAUCUAUCUUUAAUGCUUUAAAUCAAUUAAGAGUUUUUUUCAUGAUAUAACUGCCUUGAUCAUAAUAGAUUUUUAAGUGACUUUUAAUAGUAGACUAUCUGAAUGCAAACUACCUAUUUGCUAUGGCUGGAAUAAACCGGACGAUCUGAUCACUAACCCUAAGUGACUAACUGUUGAUAACGUGACUUUUGUUGUUCACUUGAAUCCUCAGUGCCUUUUCAAUUUAUUGUCUACAUUAAUGCAGUAUUAGUGUCGUGCUUUGACCUUCAAGCCGUACAGAAAUAAUCUGUUGUUCAGAAAUAAACAAUACCUGUAAGGUUUUAAGACACUGCAAUGCUGGUAAUCCAACAGACAAUAACCUUCCUCUUCUUUGAUAUGUGUAAGUUUAUUUGAUAUGUUGAUGUUACCAUAAUUUAUAUGUAUUAAUUUAUACUUGCAUAUACUAUAGUCCAAGUUAGUAUGUCAGUGAUAAAUUGGUAUUGUACAGUAUUUACUCUUGGUCAGAGCCUCUUUGUGCCUUCUGCUCAGUUUGUUUGUUUUUUCAUAUUUGUUUAACUUUAGUUAAAUUUGAUUUCAAUUCCCUUUUGUCCCCCCAUAAAUAAUAAAGUUAAAAUAAUAAGUUUAUUGUGAAUAUUUAGCAGCUUUACUGUUCGUUUUCAUCAAAGUCGAAUGGAUGACUGAAACCUUGAAUGAACUAAUAAACACCAACACAAUGGUGAGGACCAACCAAAAAUCAAUAAGACCUACGUGUAUGUGCAUACAGAGAACCAUGUUGCUGAAAUGAUGUAUCUUAUGAGGUUCUCUACUGAAUAAAAGAUUUGGCUUUAA
Molecule: messenger RNA, 3925 nt
Organism: Limanda limanda (common dab)
Lineage: Eukaryota; Metazoa; Chordata; Actinopteri; Pleuronectiformes; Pleuronectidae
Product: syndecan-4-like
Exons: 6
Coding region: 105-1235 (376 amino acids)
Biological process (GO): cell migration
Cellular component (GO): cell surface; membrane
Source: RefSeq, a predicted model, not a curated record